Messenger RNA from Lepisosteus oculatus (spotted gar), 4560 nucleotides. Lineage: Eukaryota; Metazoa; Chordata; Actinopteri; Semionotiformes; Lepisosteidae. The record is from RefSeq and is a predicted model, not a curated record.
UUUGUUGUGUUUCAGAGAUCCAAAAUGACAUCAUUUCCAAGGCUUUUGGUCCAGAGUCCGAUUUCCAGAGAUAUCACCAUCUACCAAUUAAGGAAAAUGGCCCAGGAAAGGGGCUCCAAAGGAUUCUUGGCCCAGGAAAUGACUGGGAAAGACAGGUUCCUGCCUGAACUUCCACAAAAGGGCAACAGACCAACCCAGAAUCUGAAAGUCUUGCAGGUCAGGAGACCAAUAGGGCUGACCUGGAAGCAGUGGAAGGGCACGGAGAGGGCACACCUGAUAAGCAUGAAGGGAGAAUUCUCAGAGACCCCACAACCGGUCCAGAGCAAGAAGACCCCCAAAUUUCAAAAACAAAGAGAGAUUAUCCUAGAGGACAAUCUAAAGGACAAGUUGCAGGAGAGGAUGGACAAUUUGAGAGGAAAGGACGAUACUGUUAAAAAAGAAUAUUUAAAUGAAAUAUUUGAUUCAGAAAAACAGGAAAAGUCACAGAAGAAUGAUAAAGACAACAGAUCAGUGAUCAAGGAGGACAUCUCUACAAUUUCUGCAGAUAAUAUUCCAUCCAACUUCUUUGGAGAGAUGUCAACCAAUUCAUCCUCCAGCACUUAUCUCUUUAAGCAGCUGUCUGAUGGGGAAAUAAAGAUCAUUGAAGACAGCCUAUGUGGCACAAUAACAAUGGUUGAGCUUAAUGACCUGUCGGAGAGUAUAGUGGCAUGGGUGGUGGUGUCUAUUUCCAGGACGCUACUCCCAGCCAUCUCUCUGUAUGAAGAGAGAAGCAGAAGUCUGUCUCAGAGCUCCUUCCAGUCCCAGGUGCAUAUCAGCACCAACGAGGAGACCCUGCAGGCUACGCUCAGCUCUCACUCCCUGAGCAGAACUGGCUCCCAUUGCUCAGUGCAGGUCCAGAGGAAGAGCAGUGGCUUCAUAUGUGGGAGAAGCAGGACCUCCACUCCCUUUGCUUCACCAUGCUCAUCCUUGACUUCCCUGGAGAAUUACGCAGAGGAAGAGAGAGGCAAUGAUGCACCCAGCCACAUAAAAACUGGCACACCCUCACCCAAACUGGUGGAUACUGAAGGAAGGGAAAAGAUUGAGGAAGAUAGCUCUGAACCUCUAAAGAAACUGUUUGGAAUCCCUAAUUCUACCAUAAUCAAAAAUGCAGACUGUAUAGUACAAGAUGUUAUAGGUAGAGCACUCAUUGAAAUACAACAUCCUGCCCCCCAGGAAGAACCAUGGCAUUCUCAUGUCAGAAGCCUUAUACCUUCCUCUAGGUCCAGUAAUCUAGCAUCUAAAAUUCUAGAUGAUGUCCUUGAGUGUGUCAAUUCUGCCUUAUCAACAAGCAUACAACAAAAUUCCACCAAGAGGCCAGCAAAUGGUGUGCCAGACCAUCUGGAGACCCAGGAGGUGGAAUCCACAGACUCCCAGGUUGCCAGGAGGAUCUUACAGCUUGUUUCUGAGAAACUUGAGCCUUGUUUCACUGACACCGUUGAAGCAGUGACUCAGGAGGAAAUGGAGUCUGAGUUAGGAAUCGUGGCAUCGGAAAUCAUCAAUGCUGUCUUAGAAGAGAUCAAGACAGUUAAAGACAGGCAAAGGGUUAGUGAGUUAACUCCUGAUGUUCCGCAAAACAGAGAAAUGGUUACAUCCAUUGGAAGUUCUGUGACCAGGAGCAGCUCCUUUCAGCUUGUGCCACUCAAGCACAUUGAGACUGUAGAGGAAGUCUUUCCCAAGCAAGAAACAGAAGCUAAAUGUUUUCUGACUUGUGAUAUAAAUCCUCGAUCUUUUGAGUCACCAGUGGGAACCAAAAGAGUACUCAGGGAAAAUGUAAUGGGAAUCUCGGAAUCUGAGAUCAAUAAUACUCCUAAGCAGCUAGUUAAAAGGGAAGUUAGACCUGUUGCUAAGUGUUUAGCUGAUAGACACAAAUCAGAAUCUCGGGGGAGAGCAACGCUGUUAGUAAGUCAAGUUAUGAUGAGAGCUGCAGCAAAGCUCAAGUCUUUUAAUCCCUCUGAUCUUUUGGAGACUUCAGUCAGCAUUACUGGUGAAGCAGCUUUACUGACAGCACUGGAUAUGCCAAAACAUUCCCAGAGGACAGUGUCCUUAGGCUCAUCCAGUUUUUAUCUGGAAGUCAAUGCAGCAGCUUCUGGUCUUGUUGAUGCUAUUCUUGAAAAACUUCAGCGUGCGGCCGCCACUGAAAAGCACAAGGAUACAAAGGAAGCCUGCAACUCAGAUUUCCCACCAGAAUUUGAAACAGCAGUUUCAUCUAGGCAGGUUCAUUCAGUAAAUGAAGAUGUCUUUAAAACUGUGAUGACUAAACUAAAACAUUUUUUUAGUCAGGACACUCUGAUUGCAUUCAGUGCAGCAAAACGUUCACCUGACAAACAAGAUAAAUUAGAUGGCCCCCUGAAACAUUUUCCUACUUUAAAACGAGUUCUACCACAGACUAACUCCAGUGAACCUUAUUCUUUCAAGGAGAGCCACUUGAUGCAAAAAUCCGUUCUUCCUAUAUGUCCCAAUGCCUCAGAGCAUUUGGGUGUGUUAAGAGAUAUCAGUUCGUUGAGACCUAUCCUGAAAAGUCAGGAUAUUCAGUUAAUGGUGAAAACCUGUGCCCAGGACAUUGUCUGCCAGCUAAUGCAGACCAUCAAGAGUGAGAUGAAUAGGGUGGAAACAAUGAGAGCUACGCUCUCAGAGGAAUCCUUGCUGGCAAGUUUACAGGUAGAUACUAUUAUAAUACGAAUUGAGACUGUUAAAGUAUCAGAGCUGAACCUGUCUCUCAAUACCAAAGAGUCUGAGAAAGACAGAAAGGCAGAUGAAGAAGCAGUUGUCCGUAAGAAAAUAUGCUCUCGUCAGCAUGUUCAAACUGUCAAUGCACCUGCAACAGUAUUCCCUUCUCACAUGGGUCAGGUCGAGUACUGUAGCCGCAAUAUUCCUGGACAAACGCCAUCUAGUAUCUUCCCCAAGCUUCCAAGUCGAAUGAGUCUUGUAGCGAAACAGGGAGACACAGUGGCAUCUGAGAGCAGACAGCUGAGCCAAGCCCUGGUUUGGAAGGAACUCUCUACUUCACUUGAUCUGAUCAAGGAAUCACCCUCCAAUGGAACAUUGAGGGAACCAGAGAGAGCAAGAGCUGCCAGUGUUGAGGAAGGAGACCACUCCCUCACCUCACCAACCUGUGCGACUCCUGCUGGAACUAUCCAGGCAGCAAUUUCAUUGUCCAACAUUGAUUUUAUUGCCAUGAAAAUUGUCGAUAGAAUAGUGACUAGAUUUGAAUUAUUGGCAUGUGCAGAAGAUCAAUGUAAUCAUGCCACUAACAAAGACACAAGUGAGUGUGAUGUAACUCCCACCUCUAAGAGCCGAGCUCAUGAGUCAGUUGGGAGGAUUCACAAGGUGUCCCAUGGACUUCAGGACCCGGGGGCAAAUGUCUCGCUACUUCAGACAGGAGGGCCAGAAGAACGGGGCUGUUCAAACAGCUCCAUUGCAGUGGCUCCCACAAUGAACGCUGCUGGGAAGACACUGGGAGGGAUUCUCACCAGUAGCAUACCCAGUCUGUUUUCAGAGGAACUGAUCGAUACUGUUUCAAAAGUGAUUUCGGAGUCAAGCAUCACAAAAAAGUCAGAUAGCAAUCCCAACUCUGAAACAGCAGACAAGAAUUUGAAAACGUCUGUGUUUUCUAUUCAGUUUCUGAUUCUGUACGCUGAAAGAUCGGUGAGAAAGCUUUUGGAACUGGGUCUGACUUUCCCAGGUUCUCAAUCGAGAGAAUCAGAGGAACAUGAUGUUUUUGGUGCUCCACAUGUGUUUAAUAAGACAUUCUAUACCGUUGAACAAAAAGACAAAGAGUCUGUGACGAAUUCAGGACAUGGCCUAGAGAAGAGGAAUCACAGUUCACAGAUACAUAAUGAUGCAUUGGACCUGCUCACCAGAGCUCUGGUACAAUUCGUCAUCAAAGUUUUGUUUGCCAGCUAUGAUUUGCCAUUAGAGCCCAACAAUAGUGACAGUGAAGGGAUUGCCAGGAGUGUCUCUGUGGAAAGCACACAGGAGACCCUGGAAGAAAAAGUGAUUCUGGAUUGUGACACGAAAAGAUUCUCCAAGGGGAACGUUCCUGGCUCUGACAACACUGCUCAUUCCCUGCACACGGAAGAAAGAAAAAUAGAUGGGAAACUUACCCAAACAACAAGAGGAAGACCUUUAAUAACCUACGGGGUUCUGCCGCCAAUAAAAGAGAGACCACGUCAGGGGCAGCCAAGCAGCAAGGAUGAGCCUGGACAACAGACAGUGGGUGAACUCCAGACUGAGGAAGGAAUGUCCCCCGGAGAGAGACCGUGGAACAAAAAACAGGAACCUCCUGCAAAAGGUAACAGAGGAGCCACUCUGGAGCCUAUGAGGAGACCAGAAGCUAAGCCAGCUGAUGUGUCUUUAGAACAGCAGGUUGUUGAACCUGUUUCUUCAGCAGGGCAGAAUACAAAAACCACAACUUCUACAGUAAAAUCAGCAGACUCGUUUGUCACUGUGUUGAGCUUUGAAACUCUAUACGUUUUAAGUAUGCAUCUAUCAAAAGUGUAUUUAAGGAAAAUUAUGUUUUAA